Messenger RNA from Opisthocomus hoazin, 279 nucleotides. NCBI's taxonomy places the organism in Eukaryota, Metazoa, Chordata, Aves, Opisthocomiformes, Opisthocomidae. The record is from RefSeq and is a predicted model, not a curated record.
AUGUGUUUUCUUCUGUCACUAGGGAGCAAACCCGUAAGACGCAAGACCAACAAAAUCUUGGCAACAUCUGGUGGAACUGGCCGCUCUCCCCUCAGCAUCCUGCAAGAUGACAAUUCCCCGAGUGCUCCUGCCCCUCGCCAGGGUAAGAGGCAUGUGUUGGGAGAGAACCUUGGAGAGAAGGAGAUGAUAGUGGAUCUGAGCACGAGCCUCAAAUCUGGGAACUGUGCUUGGAGUGACUUGAACAAAGAGAACCAACAGCGUCCUUUUGUGGAGAACUAG